CUCCCUUCAGUACAGGAUUUUGUUCUGCCUGUAGCAGUUGCUUCUUGACCAGUAUGGCCAAAUGGAAACUGUGCUUUGUUCUGCUUCUGCCACUAAUGGUGUCUUCUGACAGCGAAGUGACACUUGUAAAAACAAUUGGGGGAGAACCAGAUGUCACUCCAAUAUGCACCAAUGAAACACUGAGUAUCCUCACACUGAUAGUAUGUAAGAUCAGAACAGAGAGGAGCAGGGGAGAAGAGUGUCGUCUGCUGUAUCAACAUGGACAGGACUUUGUGCACGAAUGUGACUCCAGGUUCACACUUAUGACAGAGAAUCAGACUGUGUUUCUGCACCUGACCAGUUUAACACCAGAGGACAGUGGGAACUACACCUGUGAAUGUACACUUUGGAAAGGAACAUAUAUUCUCCAUCUGAAUAUCACUGUGGAAGAGGAUGAAGACGCCAAAAGUUUAACACAGAUGUCCAUUCCGAGUGCUCUGAUUGGUGUAACUAUAGUCCUCAUUAUGGCUGGAGUUAUUCUGGCAUUUAUCUACAUAGGAAUACGUCAUGGAACACGACCGAAACCAGUGAGCAGUAAUCCAAAUAUGGAGCCACACGACAUCGAGCCAUACAGCACCUUCAUGCAGAGAGAGAGCGGGCUUUAUUCAACUGUCAGACUGCAUGUCGCUAACACUAAUACUAAUAAUUCAAACACAUUUACAUAAGAGGACACACAUGCCAGGAAGUCUUUGUAGAGCUCCAGUUAUACUGGAGUAUAGUAGGUACCCAUGUGAAACAGGCUUGUUGUCCACAAGGUGGCACUCUUUUGCUAUGUGACAAGUUCUGUAUUCUUAACAGUGUAUUUCACACACUGAAAUUUUAAUGUGUAAAACUGAGCACAGGGCUGUACACUGAUAUUAUAUAAUACUUUAUUAAUGAGCAGAAUUAACUAAUGAAUAGUAAUGAAUAAUAAAGCAAAUAAAGGUUAAAACAAGUUGUUGCUUGUAAAACUUUAUAAAUUUUAUGGGACGACAGAGUCACCAGCUGUAUGUAGCUAAGAACCACUCUGCAUGGAUGUGACUGU
Molecule: messenger RNA, 1063 nt
Organism: Micropterus salmoides (largemouth bass)
Lineage: Eukaryota; Metazoa; Chordata; Actinopteri; Centrarchiformes; Centrarchidae
Exons: 5
Coding region: 54-704 (216 amino acids)
Source: RefSeq, a predicted model, not a curated record